AUGAGCUUUCCAAAGAAUCAUGCUCUACUCAAAUAUGCUGGUGACAUCCGACAAUUUGGCACCAUAUCCAGUUUCAGCACUACCCAUUCUGAAAGACAGCACAAACGUGAUUCCAAGGAUCCUGCGAAGCAUGUGAAUCGCGCUAAUUGUAAUGCUACAAAGCAGAUGAGCGAUUACGUAUUCCAUCGCGAUUUGUUGGAUGAUACUUACUAUAAUGAAGAUUCGCAUAUACCAGACAAUACUUGUCCACCAAAGUCUCUUUAUACGCUAUGCUCAAAGGUAUCUUCAGCACCUGUCACCAUCAUGAAGCUUACCAAAACAAGGCCUGACUGCCAUGACCUUGACGCUCUCAUCAAAGUAUACAUUGAAGAACAAUUUAAACAGCAGCCUGCAAGCGAAAGAGAAAGUGCAUGGGUCUAUGAUUGCACGAAGGUUUAUGCAUACCAGCAAUUGAUGGUUGUAGAGGAUGAUGAGGAUGAUGGAUAUCGCAAGUCCUUUAUACGAGCACACCCUUCUUUUUUUAAAAAUGCGCGAUUCGAUUACGUUGCAUUGAAGGAUAAUGGUGUUGGGCAAGCAUUGUUGUUCUUAGAGAUAACGCUUUGUGGAAGGGACGAGACACUACAGCUAUGUCUAUUGAGAAGAUUCACAUCGAUGCCUGGUCGUCAUGCUAGUGGAUUACAAACGUUGCAUGUAGAGGAUGAUUUGAAGAUUGUUUCGCUUGACCUAAUUCUACGUCCUAUACACGUUGUUCCCGAGUUUUCAACCAUGUAUACGGCAGCCGAUGGAUCUAAGCUCUAUCACCAAUAUCUCCUUAAUCAUGAUGUGAAUCGAUACGAAUGGUCUCGCGGAGUAAACAAUCGUUUACACAUCCAAAAAGGCGAUCGUGUCAGCUGGGAAAUCAAAGGUGCUAAGAGGAUCCCGCCAGUGUAUAAGCAAUACGACAGCGAUGGAAAUAAUCAAGAACACGGCAAUAUGAAGUAUAAGGGAUAUAAAGAUGAAGAAGAGGAUCAUGAAUACAUACCGUAA
This is a messenger RNA of Lichtheimia ornata, 1026 nucleotides long. RefSeq lists its product as uncharacterized. Lineage: Eukaryota; Fungi; Mucoromycota; Mucoromycetes; Mucorales; Lichtheimiaceae. The record is from RefSeq and is a predicted model, not a curated record. The transcript has 3 exons. Bases 1 to 1026 code for a protein of 341 amino acids.